Tribolium castaneum (red flour beetle) is the source of this 1083-nucleotide messenger RNA. RefSeq names its product lipid storage droplets surface-binding protein 1. The record is from RefSeq and is a predicted model, not a curated record. NCBI's taxonomy places the organism in Eukaryota, Metazoa, Arthropoda, Insecta, Coleoptera, Tenebrionidae. Gene Ontology annotation, biological process: lipid storage; positive regulation of triglyceride storage. Gene Ontology annotation, cellular component: cytosol; lipid droplet. The transcript is spliced from 3 exons. The coding region runs from base 164 to 844 and encodes 226 amino acids.
UGAUAGAGAAUGAGAUGAGGUGAGUUAGGGGACCCCCCACUCUGGUAUUCUAUAUAUACAGCGGUGAGGACAAUCCGGCUUCAAAAUUGUCCAGUUUGUCGAACAGUGCGUUUAAUUUGUGUUACAUAGAUUAAUUUUUCUACUACCGGUGGUCCAAUCAACAAUGGCAGAUACUCAAGUAACUACAAGCGUAACCGCCCCCACGUGCAUGGAAUCCGUCAACCGAAUCGCCAAACUCCCAGUGAUCGAAAGCUCCCUCCAAGCGGCCACAAACGUGUACGAAAAGGUCAAAGAGUACAACGGAGUGACCCAGUGGACUUGCAACACGGCCGAAACCGUGGUCCACAAGGCCGUAGAGGUGGGCAAACCCAUCGUCCAGGGCCUUGAAGGCCCCAUCAAGAAGGUCGAUGGGGUCCUUUGCACGGGUUUGGACUACGUGGAGACCAAAGUCCCCGCCGUGAAACUCCCCCCUGGCGAGCUCAUUUACCAGAUGUACACCACCACCAAAGACUACGUCAGCAACACGGUGACCCCCGCUGUGGGGGCUGCCUACUCUUAUGUCGAGCCCGCUGUCAAGUCGGCCUACGAGAAGAUCGAACCGGCGGUUCAAACGGCUAAAACCGCCGUUGAACCGGCGGUUGAAAAGGCCAAAACUUUUGUCGAACCGGCUGUCGAGAAGGCCAAGUCCUUCGUGGAGCCGGCUGUGAGUGCGGUGGAAAGUUUGAAGCAAUACGGAAGCCACAAGUUGGAGGAAAUCAGACAGUGCACGAGAGGACACCCUGAAGGCGACUUGGAAUGCGAGGAGUGUCAAGCCGCCGCCAAAAAAAUGGGCGACAAACAUUAGAUUAAGCGUACUUGUAGCUGUAUUUAUAAAUUAAGUGUAAGUUUUGUACUGUGCUCACGUUUUUAAGACUGUUUUAUAUAUUGUAAUAUAUUUAGUCACCGUUUUGUGUUGUAAGUCAGAGUGCAUUUUACGGUAUUGUAAAAUGGCAUUUUUGAGAUUAUAUUGAAAGGGUCAAGGUCUGAAAGAAACGGUGGGAUAUUGUAUUUCUUUAAAUUUUGAAUAAAUAUUUUUACUCUCUA